AUGGACAAUGCAGUGUCAUUUGGCAGUUUGAAUUCGGGUGUCCAGACAGGGAUUAAUCAUGGCACGAUAAAUGCUUCACUCAAUCUUUCUACAGACCCCCUAGACAAGUUAUAUAUUGCCCACGGAGCCGAAUUCAACUCAUAUGGGGAUCAACAUGAAGAUGAUUGUCUUCCGGGCACAAGAAUCGAGCUUCUCGAAACCAUACAACAAUGGGUUCGGUCACCGCACGGAAAGUGUAUAUUUUGGUUGAAUGGCAUGGCUGGAACGGGGAAGUCGACAAUCUCCCGCACAGUCGCAAAGUCCUUUCGGCAAAAGCAACUAGUCAUUGCUUGCUUCUUCUUCAAAAGAGGCGAGGGAGAUAGAGGGAAUGCUAAGAAGUUUUUCUCAACAAUUACCCGGCAACUAGCGGCUGGAAUUCCUGAUCUGACACCUAGUAUUCGCAAGGCAAUUCAUAGUGACCCUGAUCUUGCCACAAAGUCAUUGAGUGAGCAGUUUGAUAAACUAAUCAUUCAGCCGUUCCAGAGCUUGCAAAACCUCACCCUUCCAAUUCCGGUGGUGGCCAUUGUGAUCGAUGCUUUAGACGAAUGUGAAACCGACAAUGAUAUUCGAGUCAUAGUACAAUUACUACCUCAAGUACAAAAGAUCAAGGCUGUCCAGUUUCGAAUCUUCUUAACAAGCCGACCUGAAUUACCGAUUCGCCUAGGCUUUUUGAAAAUUGCAAAACAUGAAUAUCGGGAUCUCGCUCUCCAUGAGAUCCCCGAGGCUGUGACAGCACAUGACAUAACAUUGUUCCUGAAAGACCGGCUGAAUAGGAUUAGGGACACGAAAGAUGUCCCUGUAGACUGGCCUAGAGACGAGGAGAUUCAAUCCCUUGUGGCGAUGUCAGUCCCGUUGUUCAUUUCAGCAGCUACUGUGUGCCGUUUAGUGGAAGUGAAGCUGGACCCUGUGGAAUCCCUCACCGAUCUCCUCAGGGACCAAGCCAACUAUGCAACAACAAUGGACAAAACAUAUCUACCAGUUCUUACACAAUUUUUGAAUGGCCGAGAUGACGAUUAUACGGAGCAAUUGCUGCAAAGUUUUCAACAAAUUGUCGGCCUCAUAAUACUUCUUGCUGUCCCCCUUUCCGUGAACGGGCUCUCCGGGUUUCUGGAUAUUAAAGCUAGAGUGAUUACGAAUCUAUUAGAUUCUUUUCGAUCCGUUCUUAGCUUACCCAGAAACCCGGAUCUGCCGGUUAAAAUCUUACACGCCUCGUUUCGAGACUUUUUAGUCCAGUCAAAUGGUAAAUUUCGAGUUAACGAGCGCAAAAAGCAUAAGGAAAUUGCUCUCAACUGUCUCAAAAUUAUGCGAACUCAUCUCAAGAAAAAUAUCUGCAAUCUGGAAACCCCUUGCACGAAUAGGACAGACAUCGAUCCGCAGUCUCUUCGCCAGUGUUUCCCACCAGAGCUCGAAUACUCCUGUCGGUACUGGGCCCACCAUGUCAAACACGGCGAGAUCUUAUCCUCCGGGAUAGAAAAUGUGUUAUUCUUCCUACGGGAGAAGUUUCUGCACUGGGUAGAAGCAAUGAGUCUUCUGGGGUUCAUGUCGGAAGUGAUGGUAUUGCUGGACCUCCUCUAUGUUAUAUCAGACUACCAAAAACACGCGAUUUCAGACUUUAUACACGACGCAAAGCGCUUUAUUCUCAAAAAUCGUCGAAUUGUUGAUGAAAUGCCUCUCCGGCUUUAUUGCUCAGCGCUGAUAUUCGCGCCACGAAUGUCGAUAAUUCGCAGAGAGUUCGAAACAGAGAUUCCUACUUGGAUAUCCCAGUUACCACAUGUCAACGAAAGGUGGAGCGCAGAAUUGCAAGCGUUUGAGGGUCAUUCAGAUGAGGUUCGGUCGGUGGCAUUCUCCCCUGACGGUCGGCUGCUAGUAUCCGGCUCUGAUACGAUAGUCCGAGUCUGGGACGUCACGACGGGCACCUUACAGCAAACUUGCACAGGUCAUUCAUACGCAGUUUUAUCAGUAUCUUUCUCGCCCAACGGUCGACUACUGGCUUCUGGGUCUGAUGAUGGCACACUUCGGCUCUGGGACGUAACGACGGGUGUAUUACAGCAGACUUUUAACCACAACCUAGACCAGGUCUUCUCGGUAGCUUUCUCGCCUGAUAGCCGUCUAAUAGCAUCUGGUUCCUAUGAUCCAAUCGUGCGGCUUUGGGACACCAUGACUGGUGUCCUACAACAGACCUUUAAGGGCCAUUCGGAUUCAGUUCGGUCGGUAGGUUUCUCACCUAACGGUCGGUUACUAGCAUCUGGCUCAGAUGAUGAAAGCGUGCCACUUUGGGAUACUACACUAGGCACUAUUCAACAUAUCCUUAAGGGUCAUACAGACUGGGUUCGCUCGGUGGCUUUCUCGCCUAAUGGCCGACUACUAGCUUCUGGCUCUGAUGAUAGGACAGUGCGGCUUUGGGACACCACAACGGGACAGGGUACUUCAAAGGAUGACUUAGGUCAAGUUUUAUCGGUGACUUUCUCGCCCGGCGGCCGGCUACUGGCGUCUGGUUCCCAUGACCAAAAUGUGCGAAUCUGGGAUACCGCGACUAGCGUCUUCCAACAUACUAUUCAACGCCAUUCAGGCCCAGUUUCGUCAGUGGCCUUUUCCCCCGAUGGUCGGACACUCGCGUUCGGUUCCUCUGAUAAGAUAGUUCGGCUUUGGGAUGCCACAAUCGGACUAGAGCAGAGUUUUACAAGGUUUUCAGACCUUGUUCAGUCAGGUCAGCCGGUGACGCCUUUUUCCGACGACAAGCGGCGAGCGGAAAUCCUUGGUGGUUUUGCCCGAUGUAUGGAUAUUUUAACGGGGUUGCACAGCCCAGAGCACUUUCCAAGCCUGUAUUCAACUAUAACGUUCUCACCUGACGGUCGGCUAUUAGCCUCAACCUCCGAAAAUAACAUAGUCUGUCUCUGGGAUACUACAACGGGCACCUUACAGCACGCUCUUAAGGGCCAUCUACGCCGAGCUUCCUUCAUAGCUUCCUCGCCUAAUGACCGGCUCCUAGCGUCUAGUUCUGAAGAUCGAAACCUCCAACUCAGGGACACCACGACCGGUGCCUUAAAGCAGACUUUCGAAAGCUAUUUUGAUCCAAAUUCGUUAGUGGUCUUCUCGUCAAACGGUAGGCUACUAGCCUCUCUUUCCUCUGAGUCAACAGACACGCCCAGAGAUUUGUUUGGGGUGGAGACGAGUCCUAACAAUUUACCAUGGUUGGCUCCUGUAGAUUUCCCGUGGCUGUCGUCGUUUAGAGAUCAUUCACUGCUGCCAUGGCGUUCUAUUGACGACACGCCGAGACCCUUACAACUUGAAAUUGUCGAUAUAGAUGUAGCUUUUAGCGGUACUUCAGAUCAGGCUGGGUCAAAUAGUGCCUAUAGACACGAUAAAGACAUUGUCCGGGUCUGGGACACCACGACGGGAAUCUUACAACAGAUUAUCGAGGGUCGUUCGCGUUCAAUAUUAUCGGUGCGGUUUUCGCCCGAUGACCAGCUACUGGUGUUCGAUUCAUCUGAUAAGAUAAUCCAACUUCGGGACCCCGCAACUGGCGCCAUACAAGAAAAUGAGAGCAUGGAACGAAUGGAUACGGAAGUCGAACUUCCUCAGGACAAACCGUACUCGAGCACAGACCCGGAGUCCUUUGAUAUUCCGACAUGUGGCAUCCAUACCUCUCAUUCGCCUCACUUGAAUCUGAAGAUUGAUAUAUUGCAGAAGCAGUGGGUAACACUGAACGGCGAAAAGGUACUGUGGCUUCCUCCUGAGUUUCGGCCUCACUUUUGGGCCACCAACGGUGGCAUACUUGCACUUGGAUACUUCCCGGAGCGGAUCUCCUUCCUCGGCUUUUGUAGGUAG
Molecule: messenger RNA, 3867 nt
Organism: Penicillium expansum
Lineage: Eukaryota; Fungi; Ascomycota; Eurotiomycetes; Eurotiales; Aspergillaceae
Product: WD40 repeat domain-containing protein
Exons: 3
Coding region: 1-3867 (1288 amino acids)
Molecular function (GO): protein binding
Source: RefSeq, a predicted model, not a curated record